This is a messenger RNA of Plutella xylostella (diamondback moth), 6361 nucleotides long. RefSeq lists its product as uncharacterized. The record is from RefSeq and is a predicted model, not a curated record. NCBI's taxonomy places the organism in Eukaryota, Metazoa, Arthropoda, Insecta, Lepidoptera, Plutellidae. Gene Ontology annotation, biological process: regulation of transcription by RNA polymerase II. Gene Ontology annotation, cellular component: nucleus.
AUCUAAUAAAUAAUAAUCAAAACGAAUGACUAAGUUCAACAUUAAAGUCCGGUUAUCAUCCGACUAUUAUCAAUCUUAUUUGUUCAGUGAAGUAGUAGAUAAUCGUGACAGAGGCCGCUAUCCGGCCGCGAGUGACAAUGGCUGCGAUACAUCACGAGCCGAGUGACACCGCGCGGCAACGACCUCCGCCCGAGCUAAUUGUUAGAUAAUUGCAAUGAAUGGCUCCUCGCAGCCGCAGCGACUAGCGCAAACACCGCUGGAUCAAUCCAUGCACUACACUACACCGGCCGUUGCGUUCCAUUCCAACGCCAAACAGCCCUUCAUUAUCCGACUGAGCGUACUCUGUCUCGCUCCCGCCCGAGCGGCGAACCGAUAAGCGCGUCUCCCUCGCCCCCGCUAGCCGGCGGGGACACGUCACGCCAGCGUCGCUCAGUUCCCAGCUCCGCCGCCGGUAGCACCGCGGCGCUGACGUGCGUUACGCUACAAAGCUAAGCUUGUGUUUCAAGAUUCCUCUGUUAUUUGUUUAUCUAUUGGAUUUGAUAUUGCAGAACAGUGGCAUUGACUAGCGCCCGUGUGAUGUAUUGAUGUGACUGAGUGUGUUCGCGGGAUCGAGUGGAGCCCGACUCGGGAACGAGGUGGCUGUGUUCGUUUGUGUGCUGAAUGGUGAUUAAAAAUCUUCUUUUACGGGUGUUGAAGAUCGGUCGUGGGGUAUCGAUCGUGUUUUGAGACAAAGCGUGGUGGAUUGAUGUGCCGGCACCGGAGGACAGCAGUUGAAGCCUGAGGUGUGGCUGUGGUGCAGUGCAGAUCUCCCGGAUGCCAGUGCUAGUGAUGGUGACGGAGUAGUGGUUUACUCCAUGGUGUUUGUGUAAAUUGUGGUGUGUACAAGUGCUGAAUGGAUUGUGUCACAUUUGGAUUGCACCAGCGGAUCAUCGGUCGAGCAAGUUGGGAACGGGCUACAAUGGUGUGUGGACGCGGCGGGCGGCGGGGGGCGGCGGCGGCCCGACGGCGCGCAUGGCGGCGCCAAUGAGGGAGGGCGCGCCGGCCGGCGGAGCUCGCCCCGCGCCCCACAGCCACCCCGCCAACUUCGAGUACGAUGACAACGAGUGGGACAUCGGCAUCGGCGACCUCAUCAUAGACCUCGAUGCCGACAUAGAGAAGACGGACGAGGCGGGCGGCAUGGCGGCGCGCGCCGAGCCCGACGCGCAGCGCACCGCGCUCAAGAUGAAGAUCAAGCGCACCAAGCCCGGCACCAAGAGCUCCGAGGCCAAGCACGAGAUCGUCAAGUCCAACGAAAUGAACGGCGAGCCCAAGCAGCCGCCCGCGCCCGCCUCGCCCGCCGCCGCCGCCAAGCGCGGCUCCGGGGGCCACCGGCGGGACAAGGCCCGAGACAAGCACCACCACCCGCACCCCCCGCACGACGUCAACGGCGUCACGCGGCCGCCCCCGCCGCCCAACGCGCCCGGCCCGCCCGCCGCCGCGCCCGCGCCGCCGCCGCCCGCCCCCGCGCCCGCCGGCAGCAAGCCCGAGCCGCGCGUGCCGCCACCCGCUGCGCCCGCGCCCCUCCCCGCCCCCGCGCCCGCGCCCCCGGCGCACGCACAGCCCCCGCCGCCGCCGCCCGCGCCCGCGCCGCCCCCGCCACCCGUAGUCAAACCUGAACCCGACGACUCACGGCAAGACCCUGGGAACUCGCAGCCUCCAGCCAAGAAAAUUAAAACUGAACCAAAGGAAACAGCAGAAGUAUGCGUGGGCACGUCGGUUGGCACCAUCACGGAGCCGGACUGCUUGGGCCCCUGCGAGCCUGGUACCUCGGUCACGCUGGAGGGCAUCGUGUGGCACGAAACGGAAGGUGGUGUACUGGUGGUGAACGUGACGUGGCGGGGGAAGACCUACGUGGGGACUCUCCUCGACUGUACCAGACAUGAUUGGGCGCCGCCACGGUUUUGUGACUCUCCGACGGAGGAGCUGGACGCGCGGACGCCGAAGGGGCGCGGGGCGAAGCGCGGGCGCGGCGCCGCCCCCACCGACAUGACCAACUUCACCGAGACACGGUCCUCCGUGCACAGCAAGCUGCGCAACGGGGGCGCCAAGGGCCGCCGCGCCCUGCCCUCGCCCACGCCCUUCACCCCCCCGCGCCCCGACUCCAAGCGCAAGCGAGCGAGCGAGGAGGAGCGCCCUCCAACGCCCAAAGCCAAGCGACCGCCGCCUACACCUUCAUCACCACCACCCAGCCCGGUCUUACUCGAGUGUCCAGAACCAAACUGUUCUAAAAAGUACAAACACGCGAACGGUUUGAAAUACCACCGCUCGCACGCGCACGGCUCGCCCGAUGAUGAAGACAAGGACUCGAGCUCCGAACAAGAGGAGCCGGCGGCCGAGCCCGCGUCCCCCGCGCGCCCGCCCUCCGCCCCCGCGACGCCCGUGAAGUCCCCCACUCCUGUCAAAUCACCAGAAAAAGUAGAAAAGUCUCCUGAAAAGGUGGAGGAGAAGGCGGAGUCGCCGCCGCCGCCGCGGUUCGCGGAGGAGUUCUCGGCCAGCCCCGCGCCCCCCGCGCCCGACCGCCCGCUGUCCCCCCCCGCGCCGCCCUCCACCCCGCCGCAGGACCCGCUCACUACCAUGCAGCCUACACACUUCAAAGUGAAGCCGCGCUCAGCACUCAUGCCAGCCGAAGAGCGUAAGUCGACCGAGUCGCCCCCAGACGAGGCGGGCGGCAAGCGGCGCCGCCGGUCGCCCACGCCCGGCGCGCUGGGGCGCAGCUCGCCCGCCUACUCCGAUAUCAGUGACGAUGCGGCGCCGGCCGAGGGUGUUCAAGAGGCGGAGGCUGAGCAUCGACCCUUCCCGGUUUAUCAUCAGUACUACGGGCAGCCGUCGUACCUGCCCCCGCCGCACGCGCCGCCCGCGCCGCCGCCGCCCGAAAAAGGGAAGGAAGACAUCGGGAAAGGAGAGCCCAAGCCUGACCAUAAGGACGGAAAACCCGACAACCAGCCUCCAAAAGUGCUUCCGCAACACUUCUACCCUUACAACUACGUGCCCAAUUUCCCUUACAACGUGGACGCAGGCGCGGCGCCCCCUAGCGGCAACAUCGAAGACAAGCCGAAAGAGCAAGACCGGUCCAAGACCACGCCCAGUCCCCUGGAUAAGAGCAAGCAGCCGCGGCCGCCCGAGGGCAAAGAGAAUCCAGCCAGGCCGAAUGACAACCAUCAGAUACUGAAGGAGAGCAUAGAGAUGAAGGCCCAGAUGGGGCCGUACGCGUUUCAACGACCGCCCAAUUCAAGGGAGGAGGAGUUGAGAAGGUAUUACAUGAGCCUGGAGCAGCGAAGGAAGGAGGGAGCGAGCGAGGGGAAGCCCCCCGGGGCGGCGGCGCCGGCGGCGGGGCGGCCGCCGCCGCAGCCCGCGCACAAGCCGCCCCCAAAGGAAAACAAGGACGAAAAGCCUAAGGAAGACGUCAAAGUGAAACAGGAGGGACAAAAACCGACUACAGAAACGCAAGGCCCGCCUCCGCCACCGACGUCUCAAUACUAUCUACCGCCAUACAUGCAGCCGCCACACUACGGCGGAUUGCCGUUCGAUACUGUAUACAGAGCGCCGCUGUCUCCGAUGUUGGUUGGAGGGUUUGGAGGCGGCUGGACAGUACCUCGCUACCACGCGCCGGAAGACUUGUCCCGGCCGGGGCAGGGCAAGAUGGAGAUGCUGCCGGGCCAGCACGGGCAGUUCGGCGGCUACCCUCCGCACAAGAUCCACGAGCUGCAGGAGCACGGGAAGUCGCCGCCGGGCAAGCCGCGCGCGGAGGCGCCGGGCAAGGAGCGCUCGCCGCCGCCGCAGCGCCACGUGCACACGCACCACCACACGCACGUCGGCCUCGGGUACCCGCUCUACGCGCCGCCUUAUCCUGCGGCGGCGGUGCUGGCCAGCACGCAGGCGGUGGUCAACGCCUUCCCGACGCCGCCAAAGUGAGACAAACAGUGACGUGAAUAAGAGAUUCGCGCAAACUUUCCGACUUUCAGUGAACCUCGAAUUCGAACUAAUCUCUUCGCCAGUAGCCAUAAUUUUAAACUCUGUGAUCUCGCGUAACCCACGUGUGUGUGUGAUGUGCGCUUUGAAUGUGUAGUGUGAACUGAAUAGUUACCUGAAUUAUGUAGACUUUGUGUUGUGGGACCCCGAUGUGAACUGUGCGGACCUAGUGUCUCCCGUCUAUACUUUCAUUGUUUUAUAUGUCUAAUAGUGAAGCACAAACUAGUUUUGUACAUAUUAGUGUUAUGUGUAAAUUACCUUAACGUUUUGUUAUUCCAUAAGGACUUACUGUAGCAUAAAGAAGAACAUCGAAUUCUCCAAUAUGAUACCUUCUGGGCAUUGUACUGACGUUGGAAGCCCCUUUAGUAGUAUCUCUCUAUGUGAAUCCAGCCUAUGAUACGUGAAACUGCAUUCCACAGAAUCGAACGAAGAAUGGGAGUAAUGUAAGAUUAAAUUUAAGCAUAACAUAGUUUAAGAUUAAAGGCGUCAAUGUGAUCAUACAAUAUGAGUAGUGCACAGAUUGUGAAACGGAUGGCUCACUUUAUUCAUUCUAGUACAAACUCUAAUGAGUUGUAAUGUGCACGCGCUAGCAACCUAUAAAAUACUGUCGGGGGGAUCGGGAUCCACCGAAGAGUGAGCCAUCUGUACUUUAAGAUGUGUUAGUAGCGUGCACAAAUCGUAUUCUAUCACGAUACUUAAUCAUUGGGAGAUGAGUUGAAUAAUAAUUAUUGUGUAUUAAAUAAAUAACGUGGUCACUUGGCAUCUGACCCAAUAACAUUCAGCAUUCACCAUCAAACAGAAAAUUUGCAACAGAUAUUUUACAUUGUAAUGUGUAGAUUUUCGAUUCGCUAAAGAAUCGGUGAUUAUUGGGCAUAUGGCAAGUUGUGUCUAUAUGUAGUAGUGAGCAACCCUAUAGAUACCCCAUACACCCGAGGCCAUGUGUCUGCUUACCUCACUGUCAGAUAUAUUCUCAAAUGCAAGGGACUAGCUAACUGUACCUUCUGUACUGCACAAGUGUUCAACAUAGUGUUACUGUACUCUAAGAGCCAAAUUCUACUUCAUAUUGUAGCCGUAAUGUUAAUUUGCAAUCGUCAUGCAUUUAUUUGUUAGCCUCUACUCUCGUCAGGUAAUCAUUUUAACUUGUCAUGUCUUUUACUUGUGUAAAUGUUAACUGCUAAAUUGUUAUUUAAGUAUGUGUAUUUUUUGUAAAACGUUGACGUUAUGUAAACUAAACAAUUUGAUUUUAAAACCUGACUCUCAACCGCCUACAGGUUAUAAUAUUGUAAAAAUGGGUAACAUUAUUGCUUUUGACUAUCUUGCGUCGUCAUUCGUGCAUCGUCGUAAUCUUUAAAAUGUUAAAAAAAAUAUGUAAUAAUGUUAAUCAAAUGUAAACAUUAUCAGUGACAGUGCCAGACAGUGGAGUAGAGCUAUUUCCUUCUAGGUAAAAGUUAUUGGUCUAUGAAAUGUGCAAUAUAGAUCCAUAUAAAAAUAUGUUUACGCUUAAAUGCCACAAAUUAAUUACAACUAUGUCAGAAUAAGCAUCUCUCUUCUAUGGACUGAUUUAUCUACUGAUAACACCUUUUAAAAUUAACAUUAAAUUAUAAUUGUUUACUUAAAAUACAGUCUUCCAAUUGGUUGAACGCCUACCUGAUAUAGUUAACAAUUAUGUUUGCAUUUCGAAAUAUGUUUCCUAUUAUUAAAACAGCUAAGUAGAUUUAAAGUUUUGCUCUCAACACCUAACUUAGGGAAUAGAUGUUUAAGUGUUUUAUUUGUGUGAAUGUAUGAAUGGUGAUACGACCGGGGGACCCUGCCCCUUGUCGAAUAGGUUUACGAAAAAACAAUUUUAAAAUGUAUCAAUAUCCCAUUUUGAGAUUAAAAUCAGUUGAUUUGUAUUUCAGUAUUUAAAUUCCAAUUGUCAUAGGUUAAGUGGGGCCUAAAGAUGUUUUAACUAUUGAUAUUGUCAUGUCGCGACGCGGAGUCGACGCCAGUGAUUUUACAAAUUUUGAUAAAACUGGAAUUGUUUGUCCAAGCAUUAGUGAUCGGCCUGUGGAUGUUCGCUGGUUGUUACAUGUGAGUAACAUAGAGCGUGCGUGUGACGCGCGAGUCACGCGUGGAGACGCCCCGUGCCACAUAGACUGAUGGUUUACUCUCAACAUUACGCUUCAUUAUGUUAGUGAGCGCGUGAGUGAAUGUCAAGUGGUUAAUGAAUCAUUGUAUUUAUAAUUGUACCGAUAUAUCCUAUAAUAUGAACAUUUGUGUAUUUUUUUGAUGUAACUAAAAGCCAAGUUUGAUUUUCUUAGAAAAGAAUUCGAGACGUUGAAAAAGGGAAUAAUAAAGAUAAAUUAUUUCUUAA